Camellia sinensis is the source of this 1305-nucleotide messenger RNA. The record is from RefSeq and is a predicted model, not a curated record. Lineage: Eukaryota; Viridiplantae; Streptophyta; Magnoliopsida; Ericales; Theaceae.
CGGAGAAUUCAUCUACAGGAUAAAGAUGAUGGGGUACAUCUUGAUGCCAAAAAAUCCAACUUGUCAAAUGAUGAUAUAUUGGAUGAGGACAUUGUCGAGUCUGAUGUUGAGUUGGAUAACAUUGAUGUCGUAGAGCCUGAUAAUGAUCCUCCACAGAAGAUGGGAGAUCGUUCUAUUGAAGUUACUGAAGAAAAUCGGGAUGCUUCACAAAUAUUAAAAUCAAAAGCUAUGGAUUCAAUCUCUGAAGAUAAGCUGCAUGAAGCCAUAGAUCAUCUCACAGAAGCUGUCAUGUUGAAUCCAAGUUCUUCGAUACUGUAUGCAACUAGAGCUAGUGUGUAUGUUAAACUGAACAAGCCAAUUGCAGCAAUACGUGAUGCUGAUGCAGCUUUACAGAUCAACCCUGACUCAGCUAAAGGGUAUAAAAUACGAGGAAUGGCACGGGCCAUGUUGGGCCAGUGGGAAGCAGCAGCAAAGGAUUUGCAUGUAGCGUCAAAUUUGGAUUAUGAUGAGGAGAUUGGAAUGGUGCUUAAAAAGGUUGAACCUAAUGCACACAGAAUUGAAGAACAUCGGAGAAAAUAUGAACGUCUGCACAAAGAAAGGGAGCAAAGAAAAAUUGAGCAUGCAAGGAAGCAGCGGCGGGGUGAAGUACAAGCGAAAUAUGAAAGGGAAAUGAAGAUGGAACAACCUUCUGAAAGUAAAGCUUCAGAUCCAGAAGCUGCGUCUGCCUUGAAGGAAGGGCAAGUUAUUGGCAUUCACUCUGCUGGUGAACUGGAGAAGAUGUUAAAAGCUGCUUCAAAGUCAUCCCGCCUGGCAGUUCUGUACUUCACAGCAACCUGGUGUGGGCCCUGCCGCUUCAUUUCGCCUCUUUUUACAACCUUGGCUGGGAAGUACCAAAAAGUCGUAUUCUUGAAAGUUGACAUUGAUGAGGCAACGGAUGCGGCAGCACGCUGGAAUAUAAGCAGCGUGCCAAGUUUCUUCUUUAUAAAAAACGAGGAGGAGAUUGACAAGGUUGUUGGAGCCGACAAAAGUUCACUCGAAAGGAAGAUUGCCCAAUAUGCUAGCUAAUCUUGAUUUGUAACUUAAGUCACCAGGCUUUUAAUACCUGUUAUAUAGUUUGUUCCUGUACUCUAGAUCACUUGUAUGUUGCAACCAAUGUGUCCCUUAGUCAUAAUUUGGUCCUUUUGUGUUGUGGUCGUUACAUAUGGAGAGAUUGUUCGAUAAACUUUCCUUUAUGUACUUAUAGUGACUUAGGCCUCGUUUGGGAACUGACUGUUUUAUUUUAAAAUUAAAAAGUUAUUGAAAAAA